Messenger RNA from Caenorhabditis remanei, 906 nucleotides. RefSeq lists its product as uncharacterized. The transcript is spliced from 4 exons. Gene Ontology annotation, molecular function: store-operated calcium channel activity. The record is from RefSeq and is a predicted model, not a curated record. NCBI's taxonomy places the organism in Eukaryota, Metazoa, Nematoda, Chromadorea, Rhabditida, Rhabditidae. Bases 1 to 906 code for a protein of 301 amino acids. Gene Ontology annotation, cellular component: membrane. Gene Ontology annotation, biological process: store-operated calcium entry.
AUGCCUCGAUCUCACGACCCUUCCCGUGUAGAACUCCUCCGACAAGAGGGAACUCUUAACGAGAAACGAGUCUCGAUAUCAGUCGAAGAUAUCCGUGGAGCCGUUGCCUCCUGGACGAAGACGAGUGCUUCUGGAGCACCCAUCACCCCCUACCCACUACCACAAUUCUUCCUCCAACCACCGUCAACUGGUGGUGGUAGUGGAAGUAGAAAUGAGGGAGCAAGUGGUAGUAAAAAUGGGUCGAUGAACUCAUUGAGGAUGCAACAAGCCGCGUAUGCUGGAAAGAAGGGAGAUGAUGGAGUGGAUUUGGGACAUCGCGGUGAGCUCGACCUAUCCGAAAAGUACAACUAUGAUCUGAGCAAAGCGCAGCUGAAAGCCAGCUCGCGGACAUCCGCCCUCCUCGCCGGAUUCGCAAUGGUAUGCCUCGUGGAACUACAGUAUGAUGAGAAGACGUCGAAACCACUGUUGAUUGUGUUGGGAGUUGUGACGAGUCUGUUGGUUUCUGUGCAUUUGUUGGCUCUGAUGAUGUCGACGUGUAUUCUACCGUAUAUGGAGGCCACCGGGUGCACGCAGGAUUCGCCUCACUUGAAAUUGAAAUUCUACAUCGAUCUAUCAUGGCUCUUCUCCACGUGCAUCGGUCUCCUGCUGUUCUUAGUCGAAAUAGGAGUGAUUUUCUAUGUGAAAUUCACGGCGGUUGGCUAUCCAACAGCAGGAUACAUCACCACUGCGAUGCUCGUCCCCGUCGGAAUCGUAUUCGUUCUGUUCAGUUAUUUGAUUCAUAAGAAUCGAGUGUCACACAGUUUGGGACGGUUCAAGGAUAAGGUGGACACCAUGAAACAAUUCCUUGACGUCGAAGCGAAUCUUCAGAAGAGCACAAUUGCUCCGUCGACAAUCCGAGAUAUUUAA